UGUAUACGACCCCUUAGAAGUAACCAAUUUUCUUGUUUACAUUUUUUCUUCAAUGGAAAUACAAAAUGCCAAGAAGAAAUUUAUUGAAUCGUGAAAAAUUAAAGUUAAUUUCAAAUUUAGAAAAUAAUGAUUUAAAUAAUUUCGAUGCUCAGCAUCAGUUCCAUGUAAGUCGGGCAACAAUUUACCGGUGUUUGUCAUCUAAAGAUGAUAUAGUUUAUGCAGUGGAAAAUGGAAUGGGCAAGAGAGCCAGGGUUGAAAAAAAUAAACAUACUGUUCAUGAUAAUCUUGUCAAGGAUUUCAUCCUGGAGUGUCAAACGAAAGGGAUUGGAUUGAAAGCUAGUUUUAUCAAAAAUUAUGCUAGAAUCAAAGCAAUUGAAAUUGGUAGACAUGAGUUAAAUUGCAGUAAAGGAUGGCUUGAUUCAUUUAGACAGAGGACACACUUGAAGUUUGGAAAAAUUUAUGGUGAGGCAAAAGGAGCAAACAUGGUGAAGGUGAAUGAAUGGAAAACAGAAAUGAUACCAAGAAUUAUUAUUGACUGGAGAAGUGAAUUUAUCUACAACUGUGAUGAGACUGCUUUGUUUUGGAGACAAACGCCAGUUAAAACUUAUUUCAUAAGUAAAUUUGAUCAUUCUGGAGACAAAUUAUUCAAAGGAUAACAAUAUUAUUCUGUGUCAACCGAGCUGGUGAUAAGGAAAAGCCUUUAGUCAUUGGUACAGCCAAAAAACCUCGAUGUUCAUUUGUUGGUUGGCUAGAUAAUAUUGAUGUCAAUUACUGUGGUCAGUCAAAUGCUUGGAUGGACUUUAAAACAUUUGACAAUUGGCUUUCUAAUUGGAAUCAAAGAUUAGAAGAAGAAGGAAAAAAAAUAUUACUUAUUCUAGACAAUUUUGCUGGACACAAAGUGAACACUGAAAAGUACAAUAUGAUUUCGUCCAAAUUUCUUCCUCCUCAAACUACAAGUCAAAUUCAGCCAUUAGAUGCAGGAAUCAUUCAUUCCUUUAAAUCAAAAUAUCUCACUCUUUUUGUUAACUUUUUAAUUUCUAAUAUUGAACCUGGUCAUUUAAAUGAAAAAGUCAAAAAAAUUAAUUUAUUUAAUGCUUUAAAUUGGGUAGAUUCAGCUUGGAAAGAUGUAACUACUCAAACAAUUUACAAUUGCUGGUCUCACACUGGAUUUAGUUACUCUUAUGAAGCUGAAUCAAUUCAAACAAAUGAUGAUCUCUCAAGUGCCCUUAAUAACCUUUCUAUUAAUUGUUGUUCAGUAAAUGAAUACAUUGACCAAGUUACUAUGGAAGUAACAAAUUAUUAUGAUUUUGAUAUUAAUAAAAUUUAAUAACAUUGAAUUUGCUGGUAUAA
Messenger RNA from Tetranychus urticae (two-spotted spider mite), 1350 nucleotides. The record is from RefSeq and is a predicted model, not a curated record. Lineage: Eukaryota; Metazoa; Arthropoda; Arachnida; Trombidiformes; Tetranychidae.